Parastagonospora nodorum SN15 is the source of this 1653-nucleotide messenger RNA. RefSeq lists its product as hypothetical. The transcript is spliced from 2 exons. The coding region runs from base 1 to 1653 and encodes 550 amino acids. NCBI's taxonomy places the organism in Eukaryota, Fungi, Ascomycota, Dothideomycetes, Pleosporales, Phaeosphaeriaceae. The record is from RefSeq and is a predicted model, not a curated record.
AUGUCCCCUAAGAAUGGUCUCGAAGGGUAUAAGUAUACCCCAUUUCCACAGGAUGACUCAAAGGGCGAUUAUAUCCGUUACCUGACGCUCCAUGCUGGAUCAGGAGACGAGCCCUUGCAAUGUACAGUUCACACAGCGCCAAUGGUCCACACAGAAUACGAAGCGGUAUCGUAUGUUUGGGGAAGCGAUGUCCGAGAUCAGAUGAUCACCUGCAAUGGCCGGCAGCUGCCCAUCACCACAAACCUCUUCCGGGUGCUGCAGAGAGUUCGACAGCCAGAUGCACCACGAAGCAUAUGGGCCGACUUGAUCUGCAUCAAUCAGGAGGACCUUGAUGAGAAGGGAUAUCAGGUUUCAAUCAUGGGCAAGAUAUAUCGCCAUGCGAACCGUGUGCUUAUCCACAUGGGUGGUGAUGAUAAAGGUCAUGGCCAGAAGGUGCGCUCUUUACUAGAGACUAUAUGCACGAAAAUCAAGCAAGUCCUCCUCAUGAUCCCUACGGAUUGGAACACCUAUCCGUACCCUGAUCAGAGCGAUAGUAUCCUCACCGAUUCGCGAUGGGAUUCUCUGCGCCUCUUACUAGAAGAGACAUGGUUCACUCGCGGCUGGGUAGUGCGUGAGGCAGGUUUUGCAAAAGAUGGUCAAGUCUACUGGGGCGAUAGCGAAUUCAGCUGGGACGAUCUCAUGCGAACGUGUGCUUGGCUAUACAAGCGAGCUGUGAACACGCUGUACGACAAGAGCUUCGACGGUCGGAUCCCGCUGGCACACGUGGAGGUAUUCGAAGAUCGUCAUGCAGAGUAUGCCAAGCUAUUCACGACUGAGAUGACAUGGGUAAAUGCGAGUCUGUUGGGCUACCUGAGCCUCACAAAGCAACUGAAUCUGAAAGAUGAACGGGAUCGCAUAUAUGCCUUUCUGGAGCUCGUAGAGAACGAGGAGCGGCCAAUACACCUGCGGCCGAACUACAAGGAUCAUUUCCUGCACGUCUAUCACCAAUUUGCUGCCGACGAGCCUACAGUCGAGAACGAUUCCAUUCUUUCCUCAGAAGGCGUCAUUAUUGAUACCAUACUCCACGCAUCGCAAGCGCUGGACAGUUCUUCAACAACCGUCGACACAAUAUCGAACAUCUGGCAGACGUUCGAUAACACUGCAAACGGUUGGUCAUACCCGAGUGAGAAUCGACUGGGGGUCUUUAUUGGCAUCCUCACAGCUGGCACUCGCGAGGGCGAUGCGUUGGAGUGGCUACGAAGCAUGGCCGCUUUCUACCAAAUCAUCUAUGAACAGAGUGGCAGCCCUGCUGGUAUCGAAGCUCCUAGUUGGCUAGCAGAAGCUAGCUCCAUCGACCUGUUCCUGAACACAGUCAAAGGAUAUACACACAAUCGAAAGCUCGUGCUCACAAAGCGUGGCUACAUAGGACUCGCUUCGGCCAUGGCUCAGAAAGGCGACGCAUGUGGCAUUAUUUUUGGUUGCACUACACCCUGUAUCCUGCGCGGAUCAAGCGAUCGAGACUGCUACAAGUACCUUGGCGCAGCUUACAUUGUUGGCCAAGAUCACUGGAAGACUUCGGAUGGGCGUGUGAUCUUUAGCGAGAUACUUGGGAGUGAAGACAGUAAAGACUGGGUAGAUUGGGAUGUUGAAGAGCGAGAUAUUCGACUUUGUUGA